GCCGAACGCCUGGCUUCCGUCAGACCCCGCCAGCUGCAACCGCUUCCUCUUGGCAGGAUCGUCUGGCAGGAAGGACGCCCGGCACGCGCAGGUACCACCUUGUGGGAAGCCCAGAUAUAAAUGCUGGAGGCUGCUUGAGCUUGAAAGUUUUCCCCGGGGGGGCUUUCUGGGCAACUCCUUCAGAUCCCAGGACUGAAAAGACCUUUGGAGACCCAGGAGAUCCACAGGUCCCUUCUGGAUCCCUGUCAGAGAAGACACCAGAAAUGGAUGCUAACAAGCCAGCCUGGAAAGAAGUGGGAAAAGACUCUGUUUCUGCUCAGCCUGGGAGCUGUGGGGAGAUCUGGUCAGGCCCCAGACAAAAGAUCCCAGAGGAGGAAGAGGAAGCCCUCAUGUUUGAGAACCAGCAUUGGUAUUUCAGGAAUAGCUUCUUUAAGGAGGCCGACGGGCCACGAGAACUUUGCAGCCGCCUUCAUCGCUUUUGCUGCGGUUGGUUGCAGCCCGAGAAGCACACCAAGGCUCAGAUGUUGGACCAGGUGAUCUUGGAACAGUUUUUGGCCGUCCUGCCCAGGGAGAUGCAGUGCUGGGUGAGGAAGUGCCAACCCGGUACCAGUUGCCAGGCAGUGGCCCUGGCUGAAGGUUUCCUGCUGGAUUGGGCAACGAGGGAGGAGCAGGAAGGGUGCCAGGUUUUGAAGUCCUUCCUGGAGGUGGUCACUGAUUGUCCUCAGGCAAGGAGGGAUCCCAGGAAUCCUUCUCAGGGGCCAUUGCUUAGAGAGAUUUCCAAAGAGAAACUUCAACAUCACAGUGCCUCAUUAGGUAACAAAAUGGAGUCACCGUUGUUCACUGGGUCAUCUUCUUCUACUGGUGGAGCUGAAAAAGCGACUGGACCUCUAGCUCAGGGUCCUGUGUCCUUCGAGGAGGUGUCCGUUGAUUUCACCAGUGAAGAGUGGUUGCUGCUGGAUCCCAGCCAAAAAGCCCUGCACCAAGAAAUCCUGUUGGAAAUGUCUAGCAUUCUGGCCUCUUUAGGAGUUGAUGAGCAGAAGAAUGAAAAUUGCCCAAAGCGCAGUAUAGUGCCACCACAAAUUAUCAAUGUUGACAAACCAGAAGAGAAAAACCCAAAUAAGUGGAGAAGAAGAAGAUAUGAGAAAAACCGAUCUUGCAAUUGGAAAGAAACAUCCAUUCUCAAAUGUGCAGAAACAGAUCACUUCCUGAUCCAACAUAAUUCUAAAGGAAGCAACACAGGACAUUUUCAUACAAGUAGCAAUAACCUCAAAAUUGAAAAGAGCUUCAGUAGUAAUAAUAUUUUAUCCAGUAGAGUGGUCCAUGUAGUGGAGAAGCUAUAUAAAUGUGUGAACUGUGGAAAGAGCUUUAGACGGACUAAUAAUUUAACUACCGAUAAAAUGAUCCAUUCAGGAGAAAAGCCUUAUAUGUGCGUAGACUGUGGAAAAAGCUUCAGUAUGAAGAGUUGCUUUAUUCCUCAUAAAAGUAUCUACACGGGAAAGAAAUCCUAUCAAUGCAUAGAAUGUGGGAAGAACUUCAGGACAAGCAGUGAUCUUAAUUCCCAUAAAAGGGUUCACACAGGAGAGAAACCCUAUCAAUGCAUAGAAUGUGGGAAGAACUUCAGGACAAGUGGUGAUCUCCAUUCCCAUAAAAGGGUUCACACAGGAGAGAAACCCUAUCAAUGCUUAGAAUGUGGGAAGAACUUCAGCAGAAGCAGUAACCUUAGUUCCCAUAAAAGUAUCCACACAGGAAAGAAACCCUAUCAAUGCAUAGAUUGUGGGAAGAACUUCAGGAGAAGUGGUGAUCUUAAUUCCCAUAAAAGGGUUCACACAGGGGAGAAACCCUAUCAAUGCAUAGAAUGUGGGAAGACGUUCAGGACAAGUGGUGAUCUCAAUUCCCAUAAAAGGGUUCACACAGGAGAGAAACACUAUCACUGCAUAGAAUGUGGGAAGAACUUCAGGACAAGACGUGAUUGUACUUCCCAUAAAAGGGUUCACACGGGAGAGAAACCCUAUCAAUGCAUAGAAUGUGGGAAGAGCUUCAGUACAAGAAGUGAUCGUAAUUCCCAUAAAAGGGUCCACACAGGAGAGAAACCCUAUCAAUGCAUAGAAUGUGGGAAGAAGUUCAGGACAAGCAGGUAUCUCAGUUUCCAUAAAAAGUUUCACACAGGAGAGAAACCUUAUCAAUGCAUAGAAUGUGGGAAGAACUUCACCACAAGACGUGAUUGUACUAACCAUAAAAGAGUUCACACAGGGGAGAAACCCUAUCAAUGCAUAGAAUGUGGGAAGAACUUCAGCACAACCAGUAGCCUUAGUUCCCAUAAAAAGAUUCACACAGGAGAGAAACCAUUUCAGUGUGUUCAAUGUGGGAAGACUUUUAGUCAUAACAGUUCCCUUACUUGUCAUAAGAGGAUCCAUACAGGGGAAACCCCCUAUAAAUGCAUGGAAUGUGGAAAUAACUUUCGUAAUAAAAGUUCACUUAAUUUUCAUAAAAAGAUCCAUACGGGAGAGAAGCCAUAUAAAUGCUUGGAAUGUGGGAAGAUCUUCAGUAAGAGUAGCAAUCUCACUUCCCACAAAAGAAUCCAUACAGGGGAGAAGCCGUAUACAUGCCUGGACUGUGGGAAGAGCUUCAGUCGGAGUAGUAGCUUCUCGGCGCAUAAAAGGAUCCACACUGGAGAGAAACCGUAUGAGUGCCCGGAGUGCAGCAAGCGAUUCAGUGAAAGCAGUCAUCUCAUCGCACACAAAAGGAUCCACACGGGGGAAAAACCUUACGAGUGCAUAGAAUGCGGGAAGAGCUUCAGUCAGAGCAGUAGCUUCGCUGCACACAGGAGGAUCCACACGGGGGAGAAACCCUACAAAUGUGUGGAAUGCGGGAAGAGUUUCAAUACCAGUACGCACCUGACAUCUCACAAAAGGAUCCACACAGGAGAAAAACCGUACAAAUGCACGGAAUGCGGGAAGAGCUUCAGCGAAAAUGGGGCUCUGACAUCACACAAGAGGAUCCACACAGGGGAGAAACCGUACAAAUGCACGGAGUGCGGAAAGUGCUUCAGUCAGAGCAGCUCCUUUACACUUCAUAAAAAGAGUCCAUGCACAGGGGAGAAACCCUACAAAUGCUUUGAAUGUGGAAAGAGCUUUAGUAUGAGCAGCCACCUGCUUUCUCACCAGAGGACUCAUGCGGGGAAAAAGUCGUAUAAGUGCUUGGAGUGUGGAAAGAGUUUCACGCAGAACUUCAGCCUGACAGUCCAUCAAAGAACUCAUACUGGGGAAAAACCUUACGAAUGCAUGGACUGCGGGAAGUGCUUCAGCCGCAGCCAGCAUCUCAUUCAACACAGAAGCGUCCACACAGGGGAGAAACCCUUUCAAUGUGCCGACUGUGGGAAGUGCUUCAGCCGCAGCCAGCAUCUUGCCCAACACCGAAGUAUCCACACCGGAGAGAAACCGUACAAAUGCACAGAGUGUGGAAGGCGCUUCAGCAAUAGCGGAAGUCUAAAUACCCACCAGAGAACUCAUACAGGGGAGAAACCCUAUAAAUGCCUCGAGUGUGGGAAGAGCUUCAGCAAGAGCAGUAACCUCACGGCCCAUAAGCGGAUCCAUACAGGGGAGAAGCCAUAUCAAUGCUUGGAGUGCGGGAAGAACUUCAGCAAGAGAAGCAACCUUUAUAAACAUCAGACGAUCCACACAGGAGAAAAACCUUACACCUGCAUGGAAUGCGGGAAGAGUUUCCGGAUGAGUGGGAACUUUUAUAAGCACCAGAGAAUCCAUACAGGAGAGAAACCCUAUGAAUGUCUGGAGUGUAGGAAGCGCUUUGCCCUUAGGCACCAAUUGACUUCACAUCAAAGAACCCAUGCUGAUGAGAACCCAUUCCAAUGCUUAGUGUGUGGCAAGGACUUUAAGUAUAGUGAGCAACUUACUCAGCAUGAAACCACCACCCACACGGCAUCCAGCCAAAAUGGAGAUGUGGUUAGAGAAGCUUCAGCUCCCUUUGAGAGCUCCUAUUUGUAUCCUGACAAUUGUUUAAUCUCCUUUAUUUGGUCCGGAAACCGGUGAUAAAUAUUGUCUCUUUUGGUAUCUGGGGCUGAACCAAGAGACAUAAUGGAAGAACAGAGAAUCAUUGUAAUCCUCUCUUCUCCUGGCAACAUCUGGAAGGAAACUGAGGUUAUAACUGAAAAAUAAUUACAGCUUCAAUCAUUUUUAACCCUGAUGAUUGGUUGAUAUCGAUAAUAUUUGUAUCUUAAACAAUGCAGUGGAGAAUGAGACAGUCAACUGGAAGCCACCCAUAACAGAACUGCAGAGAGUAAUUACAUUCUGUUAUCUCACCCAGAAAGGCUUCUAGAAGGUUCUGUGUGACAGAUGUGUGAUAUGAAAUAUCAACUCAGACAUGAAUAAGAAUUUGAAAGGAUUCAUCUUUCCACAGAUAUUUAUGGGUGGAGCAAGAAAUGCCACACCCAUUGGCAUUAUCAUGCAAAUGAUGUCUGUGAUAUCUAUGUGGCUUCUACUGUUGCCUUUUCUCCUCCCCAUUGCAUUUAAUGUGCUUUGAUGAAGUAUAAUAACUUCCUUAUGUUCAUUUUCAAAGAUCUUCUGGAGCCUGCUCAAGAUAACAGAAAAGCUUAAACAGGAUCCCAUCCAAAAUCUCUUAGGAUGAAACCAAACCUGUGGCUGGUAAUUGGCAGACUUGUUCAAAUGACAUCCUUUGGGUAGAAGGAGAAAAAUCUGAAUUAUAUUCUUGUUCCUGCAACUUUCACCAUCCAACAAUCUUGAGAUUUUCUUCCAGAUGGGAAAGGUUUUAUUAUCUACUAGGGUUGAAACCUCUUCGGGAGAGGCUUACUCAUGAGCCGGUCUUAAUCUGACACCAGUUCAUAAAAUGUCAACACAGUUUUUUCUGAUCUCUUAAGUGGACCUCUCAUUCAGCCAACUUGUCUCUGAAAGUCCUCAAAAGUUACUUAAGACUUGUUUCAGGUUUAUUGUAGUCUUGUUAGUUCUGUAGUGAUGUAAAUCUUUUUUACGGCGUUUCCUGGAAUUGCAGAUGUAUAAUUUAAAUGUUUUCCUCUUUAUGGUGGUUUCUUUUUAAACAAGUAUUUUAUUGCAGCGGUGAAAUAAUUUUGCCAUCUUUCUGUGCUUAGUAGGAGACUGUAGAUAAAGAAGUGGAAAGAAUGUUGUUAAUGUCACAAAAAUAAGGAUUUUUAAAACUUUUUUCAUCCUCUCACAAUACCUACAGCCCUCCAGUAUUUUUAAAUUUAGAGGUUGGUGACUCCAGCAGUUUUAGGAGACUAACAUUUAGAAAACAAGAAGGAUGAUGUAUGUCCAGAGAAGCCUCAGGGAUCUCAAAAAUGCAAAUGGGUAACCUAAACAUAUUGCUGUCUGUAGGUCUCAAAUGUAUGUUAGUAGUUUGUAAUCACAGAUGACUGGGUCUGCAUAAUCAUGGCCAUUUCAGCCAUUCCCCCAGCUGCCACAAAGAAGGGAGGGAGGCUUCUGCUUCCUGCCUCACUUUCUUUUUUUAAUCCAAACAAAAUACUUUUUUGAAAGAAAAUAUAUAUAUGCAUACUGCUUGAUUCGUGAUGGAAUUGCCAUGGACAAUUUCAGGGAGAUUCUCUGCCUCCUGCCCACAUUAACUUGGAUUAAUUUAUAUCACCUAUCUGUGCUGCUGAAGAAGCGUAUGGAAAUGGAAAAGGACACAGAGACAGCAUUCUUCGAGAAGGCCCAGUUUUGCUGCAUCUCUUAAGACUUUGCUUUGAUUUUAGAAAUUUAAGUAACUUCCAGCGUGAAAGAUUCUAUCCUGUUUGGUUGGAUAGAGUUAGUUCAACCUCGGGAUGUGCCAAAUAAAAUGUUUUAGUCUA
Molecule: messenger RNA, 5833 nt
Organism: Thamnophis elegans (Western terrestrial garter snake)
Lineage: Eukaryota; Metazoa; Chordata; Lepidosauria; Squamata; Natricidae
Product: zinc finger protein 345-like
Exons: 8
Coding region: 264-4046 (1260 amino acids)
Biological process (GO): regulation of DNA-templated transcription
Molecular function (GO): RNA polymerase II cis-regulatory region sequence-specific DNA binding; DNA-binding transcription factor activity, RNA polymerase II-specific
Source: RefSeq, a predicted model, not a curated record